Micromonas pusilla CCMP1545 is the source of this 777-nucleotide messenger RNA. RefSeq lists its product as uncharacterized. Gene Ontology annotation, molecular function: dihydrofolate synthase activity; ATP binding; tetrahydrofolylpolyglutamate synthase activity. Gene Ontology annotation, cellular component: cytosol; cytoplasm; mitochondrion. NCBI's taxonomy places the organism in Eukaryota, Viridiplantae, Chlorophyta, Mamiellophyceae, Mamiellales, Mamiellaceae. The record is from RefSeq and is a predicted model, not a curated record. The annotation marks the transcript as partial. Gene Ontology annotation, biological process: folic acid-containing compound biosynthetic process. The transcript is spliced from 2 exons.
AUGUUCGCGUCGUCUUCGCGGCGUCUCGCCUCCGCGCUCUCGCCGCGACGCGCCGCGACGACGCGGACGCCGCCGGGCGCGCGUCGAUUCCUCGCGCGCCUCCUCGCGUCGUCGUCGUCGUCGUCGUCGAGCGACGCGCGCGUCGACGUCGACGCGUUCCUCGAGGAGUUCACGAACCACGAGCGCGCGGGCGUCCCCAAGGGCGCCGCCGCCGCCGCGGACGCGGGCGCGGGCGCGGGCGACGCCGCGUUCGACCUCGGUCGCGUGCGAAGGCUCCUCGCGACGCUCGGGGACCCGCAGCGCGCGUGCCCCGUGAUCCACGUCGCGGGGACGAAAGGGAAGGGCUCCACGGUCGCCGCGAUCGCGGCCGUGCUUCGCGCGGCGGGGAUAAACACCGGGACGUACAAGAGCCCGCACGUGCACGCCUUCAGCGAGCGAAUCAAGGACGGAGGCGGCGGAGGCAGCAUCACGAUCGACGCCGCAACCGCGUCGGCGAUUCGCGCGGCGAGGGACGCCGAGCGCGGCGCGCUGACGCACUUCGAGGCGCUCACCGCGAUCGCGCUGAAGCACUUCGCGGACCGCGGCGCCGACUGCGCCGUCGUGGAGGUGGGCCUCGGCGGCGCGUCGGACGCGACGAACGUGUUCGCGUCGGACGAUCUCGCGGCGGCGGCGAUCGUCGCCGUCGGCGGCGACCACGUCGAAGCGCUCGGCGGGUCCGCGCGGAGCAUCGUGGACGCGAAGUGCGGGAUCGUCAAGGCGGGGCGGCCGGUCUUCAUC